AUGAUUCUAACGGUAACGCUUCGCGCCGCGUACGUCGCGUGCUCUCAACCUCCAUUACCACUCCUUGCGAGUCGCGCUAGCCUCGACAAGGCCAGCAUUAGGAAGGGAACGGACCCCGUGAAUUGCAACGACCCCCUCGUGAGGGCUGGCGCGUUGAAUGCGGAACCCUCAAAGGCUCGGACCGACCCCUUCGACAGGUUAGGGACGAAUACGGUUCUCAACACUAGUGGCAAUGAUGACGUAAGAAAUGACGUCACCGGUGACGCUAGGGAUGAUGACGGUGGAAUCCCGCUGGAUCCGCUGCGCGAUCUGCGGCCAUCGCUCAUUGGCUCCACGUGGCAGCGCGAGUCGUGGCGGCGGAAAAAGCGGCCCGUGAAGACGCCGCGUCGCCCGGAGAAGGCGCGGCCGUCGCUGGUGGAGGAGAUCGCAACGGCGUGGAGCAACGACCGCCGCCGACGCCGCGAUGGCCGCUGGAUGGUCGACACGCCGCGCGGCAUCCCCAUGUGUCCCCGUGCGGACCCGCCCUGCCCCGACUGCAGGGGGAGUGGGCGAGUGGAGUGCACCCGCUGCUGCGGCCGAGGUGCGAGUGCUUGGGGGGGGGACAGGGAGGUGGGGAGGGGAGGGGGGAAGAGGGGGGGGCGAAGGGGGGUGGGGUGGGGGGGAGGGUGUGGGAACGGCGCUUUGCAUGGUGGGCGCUUUGCUGGGGAUGAUGUGAUGGGGUGGGGUGUGUGGAUGCAGUGGUGGGCGCGGCUGGGUAGUGGGGUUCGGGGGGAUGAGGGGGGCACCCAUCCCAUGCCAUGGUGGAGGGGCGAGGGGGGCACCCAUCCCAUGCCAUGGUGGAGGGGCGUGCGUGCUGCGGGGGUGCUGGUUCUGCAGGGGCAGUGGGCGGUGCUACUGCGCACGCUGCCUGGGCACGGGGGAGAAGCGCGGCGUCAUUGGCUUCCACUGACGGCCCGCCUCCUUCACCACCACCCACUCAUCACCACCCACUCAUCACCACCCACUCAUCACCACCCACUCAUCACCACCCACUCAUCGCCGCCCUCCUUCAUCGCUACCCACUCAUUGCCGCCCUCCCUUGUGUGCUUGGUGCCUUUCAUCUCAUGCGGUCACAGUGCCUGUGUCUUCCACUUGGGGUGCAAGCGGAACGCAGCAUGA
Molecule: messenger RNA, 1158 nt
Organism: Closterium sp. NIES-65
Lineage: Eukaryota; Viridiplantae; Streptophyta; Zygnematophyceae; Desmidiales; Closteriaceae
Source: the annotation of a GenBank genome assembly